Messenger RNA from Gilbertella persicaria, 1374 nucleotides. Its product is annotated as Thiolase, N-terminal domain-containing protein. The transcript is spliced from 4 exons. NCBI's taxonomy places the organism in Eukaryota, Fungi, Mucoromycota, Mucoromycetes, Mucorales, Choanephoraceae. Gene Ontology annotation, biological process: fatty acid beta-oxidation; phenylacetate catabolic process. Gene Ontology annotation, cellular component: peroxisome. The record is from RefSeq and is a predicted model, not a curated record. Bases 13 to 1260 code for a protein of 415 amino acids. Gene Ontology annotation, molecular function: acetyl-CoA C-acyltransferase activity.
UUCUUCAAAACCAUGGCUUCUCGUCUUCAACAAGUUUCUGCUCAUUUGGCUCCCAGUGACGGCGUCGCAAACAAGAUUGGUGUCAAGUCACCUGAAGACGUUGUUAUCGUUUCUGCUCUUCGUUCUGCUAUCACCAGAGCUCGUAAGGGUGGUUUCAAGGAUACUUUGCCUGAAGAAAUUUUGGCUGGUGUCUUCAAGGCCAUGAUUCAACAAACCAAGAUUGAUCCUGCCAUCGUCAAUGAUAUUUGUGUUGGUGGUGUGUUGCCUCCUGGUGGUGGAGCAACCAACAGUCGUAUGGCUGCUCUUUAUGCUGGUUUUCCCGAAUCUGCUGCUAUCAACACUGUCAACCGUCAAUGUUCUUCUGGUCUUCAAGCCGUUGUUCAAAUCGCCACUGCUAUUCAAGCUGGUUUGAUUGAAGUUGGUAUUGGUGCUGGUGUUGAAUCCAUGACCAAGAACUACGGUGCUGCUUCUCUUUCUGCUACCUCUGAAAAGAUUGCUGAUGCUUGUCCUGCUGCUGCUGACUGUCUUAUUCCCAUGGGUAUCACUUCUGAAAACGUAGCUGCUGAAUUCAAGGUCACUCGUGCCAAGCAAGAUGCCUUUGCCGCUUCUUCUCAUGCCAAGGCCGCUGCCGCUCAAAAGAACGGUUGGUUUAAUGCUGAAAUUGUCCCUCUUGAAGCCACCGUGCUCGACAAGGACGGUAACGAAAAGAAGGUCGUUGUUGACCGUGACGAUGGCGUUCGUCCUGGUACUACACCUGAAACCUUGGCCAAGUUAAAGCCUGCUUUUAAUGAAAAUGGUUCCACCACUGCCGGUAAUGCCUCUCAAGUAUCUGAUGGUGCUGCUGCUGUCUUGUUGAUGAAGCGUAAGACUGCUGAAAAGUACGGUCUUCCUAUCCUUGGUAAAUACAUCACAUCUGCUGUUGUUGGUGUGCCUCCCAAAAUCAUGGGUGUUGGUCCUGCUUAUGCUAUCCCUGUCGCUGUUGAACGUGCUGGUAUCAAGCUUUCUGAUGUUGAUAUUUAUGAAAUCAAUGAAGCUUUUGCUUCUCAAGCUGUUUACUCUGUUGAAAAGCUUCAAAUUCCUUUUGAAAAGGUUAACCCUAAAGGUGGUGCCAUUGCCUUCGGUCACCCCUUAGGCUGUACUGGUGCUCGUCAAAUUGCUACUCUCUUCCCUGAAUUAAAGCGUCAAAACAAGAAGAUUGGUGUCACUUCUAUGUGUAUCGGUACUGGUAUGGGUAUGGCUGCCGUCUUUGAAAACGAAUAAAUCCUUGUAUAAAAUGUGUGCAUAUUCCCCCCCCCCUUAAUUUUAAUCUAGCUAAAAACAAAAUGUUUUUGUGCAAUCAAUAAAUAAAUCAACCAGAAAUUUCUUUAUUUUUUA